UCAGUUAAUAGAAGUUGCUCAAACGCUUUGCUCGUCAAUCUGAAUAUUAAAAGUGAAAAAGCAUUUCUUCUCCCAAAGUGAUUAGAUUAGCAAAGACAACAAGUCGUGACAUUAUAGUUUGAAAAGUGUGAAAAAGAAAACUGGAACAGUGAUUAAUUAUGGCUACCAAUCUGCGCAUUGCGGUUAUUGGCCAGAGCAACUUUGCCGCCGAUGUAUUGGAGCAGCUCUUGGAGAAUUCAAGCGUUAAAGUCGUUGGAGUCUUUACGAUACCCGAUAAAGGAAGUCGCGAGGAUAUUUUGGCUACCACCGCUGCCAGCCAUAAUAUACCCGUUUUCAAAUUCGCCAGCUGGCGACGCAAAGGCGUGGCCCUGCCCGAGGUCCUGGAGCAGUACAAAUCGGUGGGAGCGACCCUCAAUUUGCUGCCGUAUUGCUCCCAGUUCAUACCCAUGGAGGUGAUUGAUGGGGCUGCACUGGGCAGCAUUUGCUAUCAUCCCUCCAUAUUGCCCAGACAUCGCGGAGCCAGCGCCAUUUCCUGGACACUCAUUGAGGGCGAUGAGAUCGCUGGCUUCAGCAUCUUUUGGGCAGAUGAUGGUUUGGACACUGGACCACUGCUGCUGACGCGCCAGACAAAUUUGGAGCCAACAGACACUUUGGACAGCAUUUACAAGCGAUUCCUAUACCCGGAGGGUGUUAAGGCAAUGGUCCUGGCCGUGGACAUGGUCGCCAAGGGCACGGCACCAAAGAUCGUGCAAACUGAGGUGGGCGCCACCUAUGAUCCCGCCAUGUUUCGGGCAGAGAACCAGAUACUGAAUUUACAACAGUCAGCGGAACGUAUAUGGAAUUUUAUUAGAGGCUUGGAUUCAGUGCCGGGUGCCAUAGCGACGGUCCUUCAAGCCGAUGGCAGUGAAGAGCAGGUGCGUCUCUUUGGCGCCCAUCUCUACUCAGCGGGACCCGUACGAGCCGCACAAGAGAUUAAGUUGAAGGGUCUGCCGAAGCCCGCCUGGGUGCAUGAGAAUGGACUCUUGAUUGAGGGCACCGAUGGCCAACUUGUCAACGUGCGUCGCAUUAAGCGUGGCUCCAAGAUGAUCAAUGCAUGCGAUUGGUUCAAACUGGCCGAACAUCAUCCCAUUACGGACUUCACCGAGGAUGAGUUGGUGAAGCGAACGGAUCUGUCUGCCAUUUGGCAGGCGAUAUUGAAGCAAUCAAUUGAAGCAUCAACGGAUUUCUUUGCUGCCGGCGCCGGUUCCAUGGAUGUGGUGCGUCUCGUUGAGGAGGUCAAGGAGGCAUUCGAUGUGCCCCUCGAAAACGAGCAGGUGUUCAUGGCGCCCGUUUUCGAAGAGUUCUUUGAUCUAUUGAUUCGUACACUGCGACAGGGCAGCUCCGGCGGCAGCUCCAGCAAGAUUAGCUAUGAAGGAUUCACGUUGAAGGCGAAUAAACGUGAGAUUCGAGUGCCAACCCAGCUGUUCAUCAAUGGUGUGUUUCUGGAUGCCGAAAAGCAGCGCACCCUGGACAUUAUCAAUCCGACCAAUGAACAGUUGCUCUGCAAAGUGGCAUGUGCGAGUGUGGCAGAUGCGGACAAAGCUGUCCAGGCGGCGCACAAAGCAUUCUACGGCUCCUGGAAGCAGGUGUCGGCCAGGCAACGGGGUCUACUCAUGCUCCGGCUGGCCGAUCUGAUGGAACAGCACAAGGAGGAGCUGGCGACCAUUGAGUCUGUGGAUUCCGGUGCGGUUUACACGCUGGCUCUGAAGACACACAUUGGCAUGUCCAUCGAUGCGUGGCGUUAUUUUGCUGGUUGGUGUGAUAAGAUCCAGGGCAACACGAUACCCGUGAAUCCUGCUCGGCCCAACAAUGUGCUGACCUUUACGCGCAAGGAGCCAAUUGGUGUCUGUGGCCUUAUCACGCCCUGGAACUAUCCACUGAUGAUGCUCUCCUGGAAGAUGGCCGCUUGUAUUGCCGCCGGCAAUACCUGCCUGAUCAAACCGGCUCAGACCUGUCCAUUGACAGCGCUCAAAUUCGCAGAGCUCAGCGUACUCGCUGGCUUCCCGCCUGGUGUGAUUAAUGUGCUGCCCGGCAAGGGAUCGGAAGCGGGUCAGGCGGUUGCCGAUCAUGGUUUAGUUAACAAACUGGGCUUCACCGGUUCGACGCCCGUUGGUCAACACAUUAUGAAGUCCUGCGCCGCAUCCAAUCUCAAGAAAUGUUCACUGGAACUGGGCGGCAAGAGUCCUUUGGUUAUAUUCGCUGACUGCGAUUUGGAUAAGGCUGUCAGACAUGGCAUGUCAUCGGUAUUUUUCAAUAAGGGUGAAAAUUGCAUAGCCGCUGGACGUUUGUUCGUCGAGGAUCGCAUUCACGAUGAGUUUGUGCGUCGCGUGCUGAAGGAUUUGCGCACCAUGACGAUUGGGGAUCCGCUCAAUCGGUCCACCGCACAUGGACCGCAGAAUCACAAGGCUCACUUUGACAAGCUGAUCGAGUUCUGCGAAACGGGCGUGGCAGAGGGCGCCAAGCUUGUCUACGGAGGCUGUCGUGUGCCCAAUAUGAAGGGUUAUUUCUUCAUGCCAACAGUGUUCACGGAUGUUGCGGAUGAUAUGUUUAUCGCCAAGGAGGAAUCCUUUGGUCCCAUCAUGAUCAUAUCCAAGUUUAAUGGCAGCGAUGUCGAUUCCGUUAUGCUGCGUGCCAAUCGCACGGAUUAUGGACUCGCCAGUGGUGUCUUCACCAAGGACAUUAGCAAGGCUCUCAAUUUCGCCGAUCGCAUCGAUGCUGGCACCGUUUUUGUAAAUGUCUACAACAAAACCGAUGUCGCUGCUCCAUUUGGUGGCUUCAAGCAGAGCGGCUUUGGCAAGGAUUUGGGCCAGGAAGCGCUCAACGAGUAUAUGAAGACCAAGUGUGUCACCAUUGAAUAUUGAGCCCAGUUUUGUGAACCUACGUCAAUAUUCAAUAUCCAAGGAAAACAAAAGACUUUAUCCAUUUCAUAAAAUGCAAAACUGCAUAUACGUAAUUCUCAAUAAGCCUAUGUAUACGAUUAUUAACUAACAGUCAAUAAAUAUUUUAAUCUUUGAA
Messenger RNA from Drosophila grimshawi, 3054 nucleotides. Its product is annotated as cytosolic 10-formyltetrahydrofolate dehydrogenase. Gene Ontology annotation, biological process: one-carbon metabolic process; 10-formyltetrahydrofolate catabolic process; biosynthetic process. Gene Ontology annotation, cellular component: cytoplasm. Lineage: Eukaryota; Metazoa; Arthropoda; Insecta; Diptera; Drosophilidae. Gene Ontology annotation, molecular function: formyltetrahydrofolate dehydrogenase activity; aldehyde dehydrogenase (NAD+) activity. The transcript has 4 exons. The coding region runs from base 159 to 2900 and encodes 913 amino acids. The record is from RefSeq and is a predicted model, not a curated record.